AUGACCUCUCCCUCCAAGCCAUUAAAUAUAAAGUCCAACAAUCGACUUACAGUCUCAGCUAAUGACUCUGAACUCCAACCAGGCUCCUAUACGCCUUCUCUGGGCACCCCAGAUCUUCGAGCACUCAGAGCACAAUAUACGGGGACACCUCCGCCACCAAACAUCCCUAUGCGUGGGGCAGGGACACCUGUCUUGACAGGAGGUGCCGUGGUAGCCGCAUCCUCGUCAACUUCUUUGCUUCCGGUUUCUGGCACGAAGGCCGACUCAGGCUCGCCCCUGAGACCACCCAUCGGCGGGCUUUCAGCGACCAAGCAAAAUACAGGUAGCUCAGAUAAAGUCGCAGUCACACCUCCCAGCAUAGCAGACCUGGACGGCUUGCCAGCAGAGGAGAAGGCCAAGGUUCUAAGGCGCCACCUCGUGGCGAAGGAACAACGGACCAAAGCGAAUGACUCUGCGCCCAAAUCCGUGGUCGGCUCCGUCCAGGACGCGAAUGUCGCUACAGGUUCAGAUGUCUCACGAAACACGUCGUCUGGGACGCUGCGCGAACGUGGGGCGGUGCGAGAGGACUCGGAACCGUUCCCCGUUCCAUACGAUACACACGGUGCAGAUGUUACCCAUGACAUCUACAAAUGGCAUACAGAUCAACGGCGGCAAGCUGCUUCUGCGCGCGUCCGCUCAGUCUCUCUUUCUGUUGGCCCCAGUCGCACCCCGCACCCUGCAUUUGAACAUAUCCACGAGCCAGGAGGGUUUAGACGAAACUAUUUACUGUUGCGACGUGAAGCAAACGAAGAGGGAGGCGAAGGACCGCAGAUCCUGAACAACUUUAUCGACUUCCUACUUCUAUUCGGACAUUUCGCCGGAGAAGACCUCGAAGAAGAUGAAGAAAAGGACGGGGAAGACGAGGAAAACCUUUCACCCCCCAUCGACGAGCCUCUGUCGACCGGCUUACCAGAUGCCAACGAACACACGAGUCUUCUCGGCAGCCCAAACCUUUCGCGAUCGCGGUCUAGGAGCAGGCGCCGCAGGACGUCGUUAUCAAGACAAGGAACCGCCACUGUCACGCAGGCUGUCCUGAUGUUGUUGAAGUCAUUCGUGGGCACUGGCGUUCUUUUCCUUGGUCGAGCAUUCUUCAACGGAGGCCUUCUAUUCUCUAUUCUCACAUUCACGUUCAUUGCGUUCAUUUCACUCUAUUCAUUCUUGCUGCUCGUCAAGACCAAAUUCGUCGUUUCUGGAAGUUUUGGAGACAUCGGAGGCACGCUUUAUGGGCCAUGGAUGCGAUAUCUCAUCCUCGGUUCCAUUGUCAUCUCGCAAAUGGGGUUCGUUGGUGCGUACACCAUCUUCGUUGCCGAGAAUCUGCAGGCAUUCAUACUCGGUGUUACACAAUGCCUCAAGCUCAUCCCAGUGCAACACCUCAUCCUCGCGCAGCUAGUUGUGUUUCUGCCACUUGUGCUUGUGCGCGAUCUCGCGAAGUUAAGUUCGACUGCGUUGGUGGCAGACGCCUUCAUCCUCUUUGGGCUGGUGUAUAUCUUUGGUAGUGAGUUUGGUGUGCUGUGGGAGCGCGGCAUGGCGGAGGUCAAGAUGUUCAAUGAACGCGACUUUUCACUGUUCAUCGGAACAGCAGUGUUUUCGUUUGAAGGAAUCGGUCUUGUCAUUCCUAUCACCGAUGCCAUGCGCGAGCCGCACAAGUUCCCCAUGGCGCUGUCAGGCGUGAUGGUCUUCCUCCUACUUUUGUUCGGUGGCGCUGGCGUACUUGCCUAUGUCACAUUUGGCUCUGAAGUUCAGACUGUUGUCCUGUUGAACCUCGACCAGAAGAGUAAGAUGGUCCAAUCAGUACAGCUCUUCUACGCCCUCGCGAUCAUGCUCUCCGUGCCACUGCAGCUCUUCCCGGCGAUCCGCAUCCUCGAGAACGGCAUCUUCACGCGGAGCGGUAAGGUGGACGUGCGCGUCAAGUGGUACAAGAAUGCGUUCCGCUUCGCGAUGGUGUUUGUGUGCAGCGCUAUUGCGUGGGUCGGUGCGGCGGACUUGGAUAAAUUUGUGGCGUUCAUUGGAUGCUUUGCUUGUGUACCGCUCUGCUACGUGUACCCGGCGAUGCUGCACUACAAGGCAUGCUCGCGCACGCGUAAAGACAAACUCCUCGACAUCGCGCUCAUCGUGUUUGGUCUCGCAGCUGCGGCGUACACCACUGUACAGAACAUCGGGCUGAUGUUGGGGCCGAAUCCGGUCAGGGACUCUCCAUACGACAACUGCCAGUCUUGA
Messenger RNA from Psilocybe cubensis, 2256 nucleotides. RefSeq lists its product as uncharacterized. Bases 1 to 2256 code for a protein of 751 amino acids. The record is from RefSeq and is a predicted model, not a curated record. The transcript has 13 exons. Gene Ontology annotation, biological process: amino acid transmembrane transport. NCBI's taxonomy places the organism in Eukaryota, Fungi, Basidiomycota, Agaricomycetes, Agaricales, Agrocybaceae. Gene Ontology annotation, molecular function: amino acid transmembrane transporter activity.